GUAUUCAAACUUCUUAAAUGAAUAACGACAAUGGCUUCGGAUGGAAACAGUUGUUGCGGGAAAGAUUCAACAGAAGAAUCUUCACAUCCAUUUGGCGUGGAUGAUAUUUUGGUGAAGAUUGGACAAUUUGGAACGUUUCAACGAUUCAUUUAUGUCUUCAUAUUUAGCAUAGUUAUAUUCAAUGCAAUAAUAUCGGUGGGAUUUGCUUUUACAGCCAGUACAGUCGUUUAUAGGUGUCGAAUUCCAGAAUGUGACGGUUCAGAAAAUACUUACGAACAGCCAUGGACAAAGUUCUCUAUACCGAAAGCACCUAAUGGCAAGCUUGAUAAGUGUCAUCGAUAUGAGACGUUUAAUGCAACUAAUGGACAGAAUUUUUGUAAUGCUUCAGAGAACUUUGAUCAGGAAUCCGAAAUGCACUGUGGAAAUGAUUUCAUAUUCCGGGACAAGGAAUAUACCAUUUCAAAUGACUUCAAGAUCUUUUGUGCAGACGAAUGGAAACUCGCCAUGGUUGGGACAAUCAAUAAUGUGGGACAAUUUGUUGGGAUUCCAUUGGGUGGAUAUUUGUCUGACAAAUAUGGUCGUUGUGUUGUAUUAACAUAUGGAGCGUUUAUCAGUGCAGUUUUAGGAAGCGUGCGCUCUUUUGCACCAAAUUACUACAUUUUUGUGGUAUUAGGAUUUUUCGACAAUUUCUUCGGUGCCACUCUCUAUCCAACUGUUUUCAUUCUUGGCCUUGAACUUGUUGGGCCUAAGGUUCGAGUAAUUGCAUGCUCUCUGAUAUCAAUGUGUGGAGGAAUUGGAGGUUUCUUGCUUGCUUUGACAGCUAAAAACUUCCACAAUUGGCGAAUGAUUGAGCGAGUAUUUUACCUUCCCGCCCUCGGAUUCAUAGCUCUACCAUGGAUAAUGCCAGAAAGUUUUCGAUGGUUGCUUUCUCAGGGAGAGGAGGAGCGAGCUGUUGAAGUUCUUCGGAAAACCGCCAGAAUCAAUAAACGCAAAUUAUCCGAAUCGAGUGUUGAAAAAUUGCUUGAAGCCAAUAGACAAAGUCUUGGAGGUGUUGAAACAAAAAGUAGCGGAUUUCCUAUUGGUGAUGCUUUCAAAAUAUUUCCCUGGCGAAUUAUCAAUUGUUCAUUGUGCUGGUUCACUAACGUUAUGGUGUUCUUUGGAUUGAAUUUGAAUUUGGCCUUUCUCGGUGGAAAUAAAUACAACAGUUUUAUGUUUGUAACUUUGAUCGAGAUACCCGGGAUGUUGUUGCCAUUUUUGACCAUGGAUCGAUAUGGAAGACGAAGUUCGUUGUUUGGAUUCAUGUUGUUAAGUGGAAUUUGUAUUAUUGCAAUGACUUAUGUGGAUUCAGAAUAUGUUAGCCUUCAAUUGGUCCUCUAUCUUCUCGGAAAGAUGACUAUUUCUGCAUCAUUUCAAACUCUGUACUUUUUCACAUCGGAAAUAUUUCCCACAAGCGUUCGAAACAGUCUGUUGUCAUUUUGUUCGAUGGUUGGACGAUUCGGUUCGAUGGCAGCACCGCUAACCCCAUUGAUGGCCAACUACUAUGCAUCAGCACCUCAAAUUCUAUUUGCCAGCUGUGCUAUUCUAUCAGGAUCAAUGGCUCUGUUUCUUCCGGAAACAAAAGAUAUAGUUCUACCAACAACUUUGGAGGAAGCUCAAAAGAUUGGACAAAAAGAAACCAAUGUUGAACCUGAAACCGAAGAAAAACUCUUGGAGUCAAAAGUUUAG
Molecule: messenger RNA, 1725 nt
Organism: Eupeodes corollae
Lineage: Eukaryota; Metazoa; Arthropoda; Insecta; Diptera; Syrphidae
Product: solute carrier family 22 member 3-like
Exons: 6
Coding region: 31-1725 (564 amino acids)
Biological process (GO): transmembrane transport
Molecular function (GO): transmembrane transporter activity
Source: RefSeq, a predicted model, not a curated record